Messenger RNA from Pseudovirgaria hyperparasitica, 1602 nucleotides. RefSeq names its product ankyrin. Gene Ontology annotation, molecular function: protein binding. Lineage: Eukaryota; Fungi; Ascomycota; Dothideomycetes; Acrospermales; Acrospermaceae. The coding region runs from base 1 to 1482 and encodes 493 amino acids. The transcript is spliced from 2 exons. The record is from RefSeq and is a predicted model, not a curated record.
AUGCCCGAUACCGAAAACUUGGUACCAGCACUGGUCCUUUGGUGGAAUGCCAGCUCCUUCCGAGUGCUAUGUCCAUUUUGUCUUGACUCACAUGGUCACGGUCUUACAGAGCAUUCCAGGCGCAGAAGAGAACGACGUUCAGCGGAUUGCAUCGAUGUCAGCGGAGGAAAAUCCUACCGUAUAGUCUGGCCCGACGAAAUCGACAACUUGACCGACGCACGCGGCAACCCGCCACGUCGACUCUUGGAGGAGUACGAGAGCUUGCAUGGAGUGUAUUUUGACGAUCCUGAAGAAUAUAGGAAUGGGAAGAGCGAGCCCGGUCCUGAUGGCACGGAUGCCAUCACAGAGUCGCUAGCAAGGACAACAUUGUCUGAUAGUCAAGGUUCGGAUCCACGACAACAUGAACCUGACCGAUAUCGCUGUUUCACCGAUCCGAUGGCAGACCCAAAUUUACGCAGGAAAUUCUAUGUGUCUUUUUGUGCUCAAGGAGAUACUCAGAAACUCGAUAAUCAUUUCAGAAUGUAUCCAGACGACGACUUCGCCAGUUACGUGAACAUUCAAGGUGCGAACGGAGUAAUACUCGCAGCGGCAGAAGAGAAUGGCCUCCAAACGGUGGAAUUAUUGACGGAGAGAGGUAUGCCUAUCGACCGGAUUGACCAUUAUGGUCGAACAGCCCUCAUGGAAGCCGCUCUGUGGGGCCGCUUUGAGACUGUGGACUUUCUCGUAAAUAAUGGUGCGGAUGUCCUCUCCAUGGACGCGAAUGGACACCGAGCAAGUGACCUCGCAGCCGUGGCAGAACGCAACGACGCAGAGCGAAUCGAAAGGGCUAAUGGAAUGAUGACAGUGCGUACGGACUCAAACCGACAGCGCGCAAGGAUUCAUGCUCUAUUGUGCCGGAAGGAGCAGGAGCUUCGAGGAGACCGAUUCCCAGUCCCUAUCGGCGGCCCUCGCCAAGGGUACUUUCACAAAGCAGAUGCGACGUCUUUGUGCUUCUACCAGGCUGAUACCAUGUAUAAGCUUGGGGACCGAGAAGGAACAAAGGCCUUUGGUCGCUUGGAUCGUGGGCCUUCGUACCCGGUCAUCAGUGCAAUGAGUGGGUAUUCGCAGACAUCUCGAGAGGACACUCUCAAUAAUAAGAUCUGGACGCGCCGAGCGAAGCAACUCUGUGCAAGGAUCGGCCACGAUGUCAGUGAAAGCUAUGCUUCUCAUGUUGAGAAACAGUUGGUUGCGUACUAUAUGAAUCGGCACUACAUCUUCAAGUACGAGGACGAAGAAAGUAUAGGGGUAACUUCCGAACUCGAAGCAGUGCUUCCGACAAAUCUCCCACGAGGAUGUAUAACGGUCAGUCGAGAUGCCAUGUGUCCCGACUGUCAGGAAUUCUACAAACUCUUCCAGCGUUCGUUUCUAAAGGUCCCACUGACCGUUCACUGCGUCGGUGAUAAGAUUAGAUGGCUCUCAUCAAUCUUAUGGCGCACAUCCUAGGCGGGAUUCUAGUAGCUGGAACUCGUACACACAGAAAGCCAUACAUUACCUUACCUAUAUACCUGUUACUUUUACUUCUAUACCUUAACCUUACCCCUCUACCCGUAAGGUCGCCUUAUA